CAUCACCCACAUCACCCAUCACCCACAUCCAUCCUCUCACUACCCGCUCUAACCUCUUUCCCUCUUAUCGUACACCCCCAACCCACAUUCACUCCCGCCCAUUCACUUCUCCCACUUAUCGAUUAUCGCUAUCAGUCACUCACUCACUCCAGAUAAAACCAACAGAACUUUUGAUUCAUCAUUCGCGCAUUCAUAUAUCCAAAAGAAUAAGAGUCGCAUGCUUAUAUGAAUUGCACUCAUAAAUUCCACACGUUGACGCGACGGUAAACAAUUACUCUAAGCCAGACCUGCGUUUGGAUGGUCAUGUCCAUAUUUACUAUUCAAAAUCAACUUCAUUUCACGCUGAUCAACCUCACUAUCGCACCUAGUACAUUCUUAGUCGUCAUAAUCAUAUCGUUCGGAUAUCUCUACUGUAUACAAAUCGGUUCAUUUCCUAUACCAACUUGGAGCGCAUCAACCACCGCAGUAGGGAACAACAAUAGGAAUCAUGGGUACAACGCUAGAGGAGCUAGAAGGAAUGUUCGACGACCACCCCUCUUUAAACGCAUCUCUGCAGGACUUCGAGCAAGGAAGCAUAGAGAUAGAUCCCAACCCACCUCGCCGCUUUGGUUAUCCUUCCCAGCAUUCGGGCUUCCGCAGCGACACGGACUCGGAGGACGACCUAAGAGACUCGGUAUCCAGAGGUGGUUACAGUCCGCCAGCAUGGAGACGAGAGGAAAACGGCAACAGAACCAGCGGCUUUUGGAAUCGGCAUAAUAAUAUACUGGGAAAGAGGCACAGGGAACUUUCGAGAGAGAGUAGUCCAGAAUAUGAGAGUGCUGAUGAGGGUGCUGCAUCGGAUCCGACUCUUGCCGCCGCGGUAAGGACGAGGCUACCAACUGGUUCGAUAUCGCCCGAGAAGAAGAGAAGUCCGUCGCCUGAUCGAUAUACUUCGGGAAAUGGUGAUUUUGGAAAGACAUUUGGCGCAGUGAUUAAACAAGAGAAUGACCACGAAGGUACACUAGUACCUUCGAUGGAGAACUCGAACAACUGUAUGAAACUUGGUGUAAAUGUAUUGGUUCACAGGCUAAAUCGAUCAAUAGUUAUUCGAUUCGCAUUCAAGACGGAAUUACAACAUCGUACAGAACCUUUUGAAGUUGCAUUUUCAUCCCUGAGUCAAAAGUUUGAAAAGAUAAUGAGUUCAUGGGCCUCAAUGUGCAGCGCCCUUGUGGUAGCCAUCAUUUCUAUUUUAACACUACGAACACUAUUUCAACCUUCACAAUUACCACCAGUUCCAGAUCUUAUCAAGGUCGCGGGACUCGCAAGAGCCUUUGAACCUCUAAUAUUCUAUUCCGAAAAUGGAAUUCAGCAAAUCGGUGAUAUACAACAAACUGGUAUUGCGGUCUGGGAUCUUUGUGAGAGUGUACGUUCAACAAAUAUGACUUCUGCGCCGGUUAUUGUUGCGGAACUUGAUGAACUGAGUGAAACUCUCAAAACUUUGUCUCUUGAGUUAACUAGAUUCUUUGCUAAUGUGGAUGGAGACGUGGAUGGGUAAUAUUUUCUACUUCUGUGUUUUGAAAUCAUCUGACAUAUCUAGUAUUUUGAUCGUUAUGGAUUGGGCGAAGCGAGAACUUGCUCAACUAAAUCAUCUUCCACCUUCUCCUCUUAAUUCAGCUUUUGAUAAUAUACACACGUUACUAAGUCGAGUAGGGGUUUUUGAGACUCCAACUGGUACGCCCACCAAAAUAGGGGUUGUCGCAACAAACAUAUUUGGCAUGUCAUCGCCUCAAAGGACACGUCAAACCCUUCAAAGAACAUUCAAUGAAUUUCUUUCGGUUCUCGAGGAUGCUAUUAGUUCCGAGCUCAAUCAUGCUCUUCAUCUCUUUGCUAUCUUUGAGAAGAUCGAUCAUCAAUUUAAAGCACUAUCUCGCAGUGCUUCCCGUGAACUUGAUACACAAGAAAUGGACGAAGAUAAACUUCUCUCUUCACUUUGGACCAAGCUUCUCGGUCCUUCUUCUAGUACUCUCCAUAAAUUCGAAAAGAAUAAAAAGCUCCUCGCCAAUAUACGCUCCAAGACUAUUCAAAACAAAUCCGUUCUUCUCGAUCAUAACGGCAAAUUGUUAACUUUGCGAGCAAACCUAGACUACCUAAGAAAGAAACUAGUCAGUCCUCUCGUGAGGACAAACAGUAGUACGAUUCGAGUUGAAGAGCAAAUCCAAGGUCUAGAGGAAGCGAGUGGACACCUAGGAAGGGUUAGGGAAACGCAAAAGGGGAAGUUGAUGGAGAUGCUAUAUGGAGCUGGAAGUGGUAAUGCGAGAAGAUUUGCCGGAGUUGGAAUUGAGGGGAGAUGAGAAUAAUUUUGUUUGAUUUCCUUUCCUUUCCUCUUUUCUACUUCUCAUCAUCGCUCAGGAGUAUAAAUGAAUGGUUGGAAACGAUUCUAUCGGUGAAGGAGGAACUUACUACUUGCGUUGCUUGCUUGCUACUAGGAAGGUGUUUUUGGUGCAGUAACUGGAAGGUAGAUAAAGGAAAGGGAUGCAUGGACCUAUAUCAUUGGAUAGGAUUGGAUUGGUGGCGCUGUCUUCAUCGAUUUGUAUUCCUUUUCAUGGUGCGGUUUUGCAUGGAGGACUUAGGUGUUGGGGUGUCCUUUUUGGAGGAAAUUUGAUUCAUAAGGCGUGGCGUUUGUGGGGAUGGGAUUCAAUGAUUCGGUCAUUCAGUGAUGGUU
Molecule: messenger RNA, 2701 nt
Organism: Sclerotinia trifoliorum
Lineage: Eukaryota; Fungi; Ascomycota; Leotiomycetes; Helotiales; Sclerotiniaceae
Source: the annotation of a GenBank genome assembly